AUGCGGGCCGCCAGAAUGCUGCUGGAAGAGGAGGCACCCGCCACACCUGAUCCUCGUUGGGACGACGCUACAUUUCACGCGUGGUGCGAGUAUAAUAUUGACGACUAUUACUCGAUAGGUUGGCUCAAGGUUGGAUACCUCAGGAGAGUCGCUGCUGAGGGCGGCACCCUGACGCGCCGGCAGGAAAUGCCGGCGGCAGCAUUCCACUUUGGCAUUCCGCCGGACAGUGUGUCGAUCUUUGCUUGGGACGCAUCUUGGUUGUCAAGGCUUCAUGCAGGUCCAGAGGGCGAUCAAUUGAUUCAAGCUGCGACUGCCUUACACCAGUGCGGAGCUUCAGACGAUGACCUUGUGUUCUUCGACUUUACAUGCGUGCCAAUGAUACCGCGCUCGGAAGUAGAAGAGUUGCUAUUUCGCAAUUACCUCACAAAGAGCGCAUGCAUUGCAAAUUACUGGCGAGUUCGUCAGAUUAUGAUGCCGCGGAUUCCAGAACAUUCUAAGUUCAAAGGAUAUCUGAAGAGAGGCUGGUCGAAUGUUUUCCUCACGCAAUUUCUCUACUGCCAGGAGAUCGUAUACCCUUCGGGUAAAGGCUGGGAGGAUGUGGAAGGCAUAAUGAAAGAGGCAGGCCCUCGACCCAGAGAGAUACAGCGACAUUCGAGGCUUGAUCAAUCAAUCCGAAUGGACAAACGCACUUGA
Prorocentrum cordatum is the source of this 693-nucleotide messenger RNA. The record is from the annotation of a GenBank genome assembly. NCBI's taxonomy places the organism in Eukaryota, Dinophyceae, Prorocentrales, Prorocentraceae.